Messenger RNA from Labrus bergylta (ballan wrasse), 4626 nucleotides. It is a transcript of the gene bcl6ab, whose product is annotated as BCL6A transcription repressor b. NCBI's taxonomy places the organism in Eukaryota, Metazoa, Chordata, Actinopteri, Labriformes, Labridae. Gene Ontology annotation, cellular component: nucleus. Gene Ontology annotation, biological process: regulation of transcription by RNA polymerase II. The record is from RefSeq and is a predicted model, not a curated record. Gene Ontology annotation, molecular function: protein binding; DNA-binding transcription factor activity, RNA polymerase II-specific.
CAUUAGGUUCAGGAGUGUGGCGAGGCAGCAGGCACUGCUUCGGCUGCUCCCGGGCUGGAUUUUUAAUUCCUAUAUUUUUAGUAUCUUUUAGCUAGAAGUGAAGUCCUAACAGACUUGAACUAUGAAAGUUUUAUACUGAGCGGUGCUGUGUCUGCUUGUGUUUUAGAGGGAAGUGCGACUGCAAGUGUGUGCGGAUUUAAUGUCAACACAAGUCGGUUUGGAAACGAGCAGCAAUUUGGCGACGUUAACCUUUUUAGCGAAAGCAGCUGCGCAUAAAUCCGAGUUAUUAGUCAUUGUAUUUGUUUUACUUGAUUGCCUUCUAUAUUUGUAUUUGAGUCACUAUUUUGGAAGUUGCGAAAACCUAUGAGACGUGCAAUAGUUGCGCAACUGUAUCGGUCUGUCUGCUUCAUCUUGUUUUCUUUCUGCGCAGUUCUCUCCUGACUUCACUUUGCCAAUGCUUGAGCUGAACACGUAUCAUUACUUCGACUUAAUACUUCAAACGACACAUUUCAAGUACAAGAGUGUCCCAAAACGUGACAGUUUAACAUGAUUUCUAACUUUGAAAAAGACUUGCGCUUGCCUGCUGUGCCAGCUAUAACUAACAAACCACUCCUUAAAAAUCACAUCCUACUCAAGUGUAUCGUCUCGAUUUAGUGUCGGCCUAAUUGGCUUAGAAAAGUGGAGCGAUUAGUUUAGCAGGAGGGGAGCAAAUAGUAAUGGGUUAAAAGAGUUGAGUUCUACUUAUGUCGGGGAACAGGAAACCUCUCUGUGUACUGGCAACCUAAUCUGAGCAGUCAGGACGGAAUGUGCUCAACGUCAAACACGUUUCUGUCUGCAGGCUGCCAGCAGCGAGCUGUUUGUUACAUUAUGUACAUCUGCAGCAGGACAGGACAACACACACAGAAGCUUACAUUAAGGGAACUUUUUAACAUUAGAACUCAUGUUUGCAUUGGAAAAUAUUGUUUUUUUUAUUUUUCAAGUUUUAUGUGUUUUCAAAAUUAUGGAAAACUUGAUCCCAAGUUUAUGCCAGAGCAAAUCCACUAUAAUAAUAUCAGUUUUCAAUAAUACCUUGUUAACUUAUCUGUUCUAUUAUAUGGUAAAACACUGAAUUAAAGUGUCAGGCCGGAGAAAACAUACCUUUUUUUUAACUUUUCUCUUUGCAAUGACGCCUCCUCCUGAUAAAACUCAGUCAUGACACUUGUUCUAUUUUAAAGCUUGUUUUGUUGAUGAAGCCUGAAUGCAGGUGGCCUGUUUCCACUCAUAGUGUCAGUGAGAGCCAGAGGCGGUGACAUACAAUGAAUUAACUUAUUAUGUCGAUUUGAUCAACUAUAACCUGUUACAACUAUAACUCGACUUUUUGCUCAAAUUUUGGUAUUUUAUAUGGACUUCUUUAUAUGGACAGUCUUUUUUACUAGACUGAAGAAAAUCUCAUCUAGACGGCAAAUAAACUUAAUCUUAUUAACAAAUGUAAUGACUAAUGGACAUUUUGCCAGAGAAUAUGGUCGUCCAUGCUCAUACAAGUGGUGAUAUCCACACCUUGUUAUGUUCCUGCAGGCUGCAGGGUGUGUAGCUGUGUUGGUUACCUUUGUUUGGUAGUGGAGUAGCAGAUAACAAACAAACAUGUUUUUUAUUAUUUCUACCCUCGUACAGAUUUUGAAAGCAUGGCGACGACUACGGAUGACUGCAUCCAAUUCACCCGACAUGCAUGCGAUGUAUUACUCAACUUCAACCGUCUCCGCAGCAGGAACAUCCUGACCGAUGUCACCAUACAGGUGGACGGACAGCAGUUUCGUGCUCAUAAGGCCAUUUUGGUGGCCUGCAGCGGCUUCUUUUAUUCUGUGUUCAUGGACCCCAAGAACAGAAACCUCAGUGCCAUAAGCUUAGACCCCAAAGUGGAUCCCAAGGGUUUCUCAAUCCUGCUGGACUUCAUGUACACGUCCUGUCUGAACCUGAAGGACAGUCUGGCCGUUGCCACGAUGAACACAGCGGUCUACCUCCAGAUGGAGCAUGUGGCCGACACCUGCCACAGGUUCAUCAAGUCCAGAAAUCAGAUUCUCAACAUGACAGUUGAGGAGGUACAGAUGAACUCAUUAUGUCUGCCCGAGGAGAGGCCUACUGCUGAAAAAGAGCAAGACUUUAGAAACAUUCACACAUCGAACUCCUCCUACAUCCCCAAUGUCUUCAGGGGGAUCAACACUUCCGGCUCCUAUCACGUCUACGGGGACCCCCAGGUCCCUUCUGUACAGCUUGAAGGUCCCCAUAAGUCAAGCAACCUUACCAGAGGAGGGGCUCUGCCUCAGAAACAAUGCUCCCAGGUGGCUCCCAGUGAGGCCAACACCAGCAUCUCUGACCCUGUACCAUCCCGCCCCAGUUUCCCCACCACCAUCAUGAGACCAGCAGGAGCUCAAGAGAGCCUUCAAAGACCUGCUACACCCAUGGAGAAAGACAGCAUUCAGCACCCGCAAAACAGCUGCCUCAGACUGUCUCCAGGUUUUCUUAAAGGUGUGAUCAGUAGCCCUCAAAGCCCCCUGAGAUCUGACUGCCAGCCCAACUCACCAACUGAGUCCAACAGCAGCAGAAGCGCCACACUAAGCCUUAAUCAGUCGUCUGACUGUUCAAGCAACACCAAGGCUCGCAACUGGAAGAAGUACAAGCUGAUCGUUAUGAACCAAACACCUGACGAGAACGAGAAGGAGGUCCAGGGAGGCGACCCAGAAUCUGAAGCCAUCGCCAUGUCCCCCACGCUGAGCCCGUAUAGGAGAGAAGCUGAGGGAAACGGUGAUGUUCAGACAGAAGAGGGAGCCGGUGAGCACAGAGAGGAAAUCUUCAUGUUUCAGAGUUCAGACAGCUUCAGCAGUAGCCCCUGCAGCAGCCUCGGCCAGCGCAGAUGUUCCUCCUGUGGCUGUGACAGCCCUCGAUGCAUGGAUAUGGGUCAUCUCUCUCCCGACUCAUACAGCAGAGAAGAGGCCACCAUAAUACACUCGCAGUGUUCCUCCUCCCCUGGUGAAAACAACACAUACUUCUGUAAUGGCUGUGACUCUAAGUUCUUAGAAGAGGACUCCCUCAAAGACCACAUGGUCCAGGUCCACAGCGAUAAGCCGUACAAGUGCGACUGCUGCCAGGCCGCCUUCCGCUACAAGGGCAACCUGGCCAGCCAUAAGACUGUUCACACUGGUGCGAAGCCAUACCACUGCAACAUCUGUGGUGCUCAGUUUAACCGACCAGCAAACCUCAAGACACACUCGCGCAUCCACUCUGGAGAGAAGCCUUACAAGUGUGAGACCUGCGGCUCCAGAUUUGUCCAGGUGGCCCAUCUUCGCGCUCACGUGUUGAUCCACACCGGGGAGAAGCCGUAUCCGUGUGAGAUCUGUGGCACACACUUUCGUCACCUUCAGACGCUCAAGAGCCACAUGCGCAUUCAUACGGGAGAGAAGCCUUAUCAUUGUGAAAAAUGUGACCUCCACUUCAGACACAAGAGUCAGCUGAGGCUUCACCUCCGGCAGAAGCACGGCGCCGUCACCAACACCAAGGCCCAGUAUCGAAGGACUCCCAGUAACGUCCUCACAGGCCUGAUGAGCGCCUGCUGAAUUCCUCCUGUGUGUCAUUUGCCUUUUGCAUCGGUCGCCAUGUUGUCAAAAGAUUUUUAUGUUUUACAUAGAAAUACAUAAAUAUUAUAUAUAUGUAGUAUAUGCCUUUUAUGCAUUUGUAUAUGAUGCACAUGACUUAAUGUAAGCACUUUGGUAGUUCAAAGAUUGUUGAAGUGUAUGCUAUGUGCACUGUGAAUGUCUAACAGAGUGCAUAUUGUGAAUGUGAAUAUGAGCAGGUAUCUCUGUUUGGCCAAUCACUUAUCAGUAUAUCAGCAUUGAAGGACAGUCCUCUUUCUCGUUCAGAUUGAGAAUCACUGUUCCGCUUCUGCUUUAUAGCUACUGGUGUGAAUUAACUAAGUUAUGUGCUCACUGUUCAUGUUUCCUUAGUUUAUUUUUGUAAAUAAGAUAAUAUAUAUUUUCAGAUUGCCGUCUGCUGGCAGAGUACAAAUAUAUUUACGCAGAGUUUUGUUUUUCUUACAUGCAGUUAAUAACACAAGGGCUUUUUAUUUUGUCUUUAAAAGUUUGUGGUACGUAUUGGAAUAUGAACAGAUUGUUUCCCUUUUAAAAAUGCGAUGUAAAUAGUUUAUUUUUUCAAGCAUUUCACUUGCUAUAUUCUUAUUUAUAUUAGUUUUUUUGCUUUAUUCUAACACAUUGUGGUGCUGGAAUGAUACAUCCACAGGAUCAUUGAAGGUAUUUUAACUAACCGUAUGUAUCAUAGUGCACUUGUACGAACCAGUAUAUUCACAGUGCCUUACAUUCACAUACUUCUCCCUGACAUGAAAAACGUUAGUGUUAUCAUGAUUCAUUUCACAUUCGGUACAUUGCCCUAAUAUCAUGUGCAGGUUUGUCAGGUACUGCUAAUCUUGUAGCUGAUGAUCUGUUUAAUGUAGCUCUUGAAAUGCAGAUACACCAGGCCCCAAGCUGAAAAAUGCUCAGGAAAAUAUGUCAGCAAAUGUCUUUGUAACUGCAGAGAAUAAAUAUAUAUAUACAUAUAUAUAUGUAUGUAUGACAUGAAAAUAAAAUGUACACUAUGUUAUAA